This is a messenger RNA of Phytophthora megakarya, 1239 nucleotides long. NCBI's taxonomy places the organism in Eukaryota, Oomycota, Peronosporomycetes, Peronosporales, Peronosporaceae. The record is from the annotation of a GenBank genome assembly.
AUGAGCGGCAAUCAUCUCACCGUGGAGAUUCUCCGAUCCGUAAAAGGAGAGGAGGAAAUCCUAGGCGCAUUGGCCGCGAGCAUCACGCCGAGAGUUUACAUCGACGCUGCGCUAGAGGAGAUCACACCACGAAAACGCUCGUCUAGGACGGCCCGAUCCCAGUUCCGAAGAUCGGACCGGCCGAAAGCCUGCACUGCCGUAAUAUGGAAACUACCGAACUGGGACGUGGUUCGAGCUGCAUCGGGAUACGUGGAAGGGCUCACCGUGAACGAGGCCGAAUAUCGGGGCAAGCUGCUCGGUAUCUCGCUGUUGGACGACCUCGAUGUUGCGCGACUGAUCGUCUGUGGGGACUCCAAUAUGGUAAUACGCCAGAUGCGGGGCGAGAUAGACUGCAAGUCGCCCGGGUUGAAGCUGCUGAGAGCGCAGGCAUGGAAUGCACUGAGAGGAUGGCCCCGGCAUGAAUUCCUCCACAUCAAGCGGGACUGGAACGCGAGCGCAGAUAUGUUGGCUGGGCAAGCUCUCCAACGCCAACAAGACAACAAUUCCUAUAACGUGGGAGAGUUGGAGGAUCUGAGGAUCUUGAACCGGUUGGGAGAAGUGGUGCGCCUGACGACGCACGAUGCGGUAGGCGGCGAUCACGUCUUGAAGGCUGAGACGCGCGGCCUAGACGACCUCGUUUUGGAAGCUAAGACGCGCGAUCUAGAUGACGCAGGACGUGGGACAAAAAAAGUUUGUCCCGUGAUCACGCGCUCGCGGGACGCGGCAAAUCCAGCGCCGAGUAGACCACCGGAAGUCCUGAAAGAGCUCGAGGUACUUGAUCGAGUAUGCACUGCGCAGGAAGAGGAGGCUUGGAUCGCCAACCUCAAGAAGUUCUUAGGCAAAGACAUCAGCGGAUUGUCCAGACGCGAAGCGAAGAACUGCGCCAAGAUAGCGGAACGGUACGAAGUCAGGGAGAGCGGUUUACUGUACUACCACGUACGUGGGAGCGAGACCGCCGAGAAUCGGGAUACGAUCAUGAAGCUUGUCGUUCCAGAGACUCUCCGAGAAGACGUAUUGCACCACUACCACGCGAGUUUGGAAGGCGAACAUCAGGUUAUCGGCAGGACGUAUCAGCGGAUACGACGACAUUUCCAUUGGCCCGGUUGUUCAAGAGCGUGCAGCGCCACGUUGGGGAAUGCGUCGACUGUGAGACGGGAAAAGGCCGUCCCACAAUCAGGGGGGAGUCGCCGGGCAACAUAG